This is a messenger RNA of Annulohypoxylon truncatum, 1304 nucleotides long. RefSeq lists its product as uncharacterized. Gene Ontology annotation, cellular component: membrane. Gene Ontology annotation, molecular function: serine-type endopeptidase activity. The coding region runs from base 197 to 1018 and encodes 273 amino acids. NCBI's taxonomy places the organism in Eukaryota, Fungi, Ascomycota, Sordariomycetes, Xylariales, Hypoxylaceae. Gene Ontology annotation, biological process: retrograde vesicle-mediated transport, Golgi to endoplasmic reticulum. The transcript is spliced from 3 exons. The record is from RefSeq and is a predicted model, not a curated record.
AUAUCUACUCGGUUGUCUCGUCUGUAAUGAUGUUAACGAUUAACAGACCAACAAAACAUUGUCUUCAGCAUCUACACACGUACCCGAAUAGCUUGCGAUCAAGCUUCACAGGUCGAGGCAGUGCUGUAUCAGCUGUUGAUGACCUGCGAUGCGCCGGUAACCGUCGCAAAUACCCCCCAUCGAGAUCACUAGCAUAAUGUCCUUCACAAAUGCGCCGGUGACACGCAGCCUCGUCUACGGACUUGUUGGAAUAUCCAUCGCAGUCAGCUUGCUGGAUAUUAAGCACUAUUUCUACAUCCUAGUUGACCUACAUCUUUGGCGAUUCCACCAAACAUGGAGAGCUCUCAUUUAUCAACUAUGCUACACCAAUUCCUCCGAGGUGCUAUUUGCUGCUAUGACUCUUUACAACAUGAGAGCAGUUGAGAGGAUGUGGGGCUCGAGGAAAUUCGCUACAUUCGUCUUCAUCACCUUGGUACUCACGAGCAUCCUAACCCCCACAAUAUUGACUCUAUUCCUACGGCCGCUUACUCUAGGCCUCUUCAACUACCUCCCAGCUGGACCGACGCCCAUAAUAUUCGCGAUCCUAGCCCAGUAUCAUUCUAUGAUACCGCCGAUAUAUAAGUACAAAGUCGUGACCUCUAUAUCCGCCUCAACGGAUGACCAGGCGCAGGGUAUCACACUCUCAGACAAAUCGUACCGAUACCUGCUCGCAUUCCAACUAGCUCUCUUCCAGUGGCCCGGAUCUCUGCUUGGGGCGCUCAUCGGUUGGUUGGUAGGCUUAUCAUGGAGAACGGAGGCUCUGCCGCGAUCGUUGAUACGCUGGCGACUUCCCGGAUGGGUUGUGGGAAUGCGAACACAGAGGAGAAGCCAAGAAUUUGAGGGAUUGCGUAGAAGGCUUGAGGGAGAAGGCGCAUCUACGGCGGCAGCAACCGGAGUCCAGAGCCAAGGUGAAGGUGAAAGUGGAAGGCGUAGGACCAUGGGCCAACAAGUUAUGGAUCAGUUUCAAAACGCAUUCUAAAAUUGCUUGGUAACUAACUAGGUACUUCAAUUCAUAAAGGGGAAAGAGUGCUCUAAUUCUAACCAUUACUCUUCCCCCCUAACUAUAUCAAACGUCGUCAACAGUCUAUAAUUGCAUCGCCCUUAAUUCUAAGGUUCGGUAUUCACCCCGCAAAAGUCGUUGCGGCUGAAUACACUCCAAUGAUUAAAAUAAUAUCCAUGUAUGCUUGGGCGAGGAUGGCACAGACUGAUCUAUGGAUUUGGUGCUUUUGCCUGGAGAAGGAACCGUCCACUUGUGCAACGAGGGC